CAUGGCCGCGAGGAGGGCCCCUCGAUGUGGAAGCUGGAGCAGAGGCAGGGCAGCGAAGAGGCCAUGGAAAUUGAAAAGGAAGACCUUGAUUUAGAAAAUGCUGGAACGGAUGAGUAUACAGCCAUUUUUGAAGAUGAUUUUGAAGACUAUGAGGACGACUUCGAGGUCUUUGAUGGGGCCGACGACUGCGGGGCGGACGAGCCCAAAGAGGGAGAGGCGGCGGAGGAGCUGCCUCCGGCCAGGAGGAGGGAGAUCCAGGAAAUCCAGAAGGCCAUCCUUGCGGAGAACCAGCGGGUCGGCGAGCUGUCCUCGAAGCUGCUGGAGAAGCACGGCUGCCCGGAGCGCGCUGGGGGGCCGGGCCCGGAUGCAAACAGCUCCCUUUCCAAAACCCCACUGUGUGGAAUUUUCGUGGAUUUUGCCACAGCCUCACACCGUCAAAAGAAUCGGACUCAGGCCCUUAAGCAAAAGAUGCGCAGCGCAAAGCUGCUCCGGCUAAUCGACAUGGACUUCUCCUUCACCUUCUCUCUCCUCGACCUCCCGCCCGUGAAUGAGUACGACAUGUACAUCCGGAACUUCGGGAAGAAGAACACCAAGCAGGCCUACAUUCAGUGUAAUGAAGACAGCGUGGACCGGGACAUCCAGACCGAGGAAGUAGAGACGCGGGAAGUGUGGACCCAGCACCCGGGGGAAGGCACUGCCGUGUCCGGGGGGAGUGAGCAGAGUGGCCCUGGAGAUACUGCCAUCGUCCCGAAGGUCGACACGCCCCGUCUGUCCGGCUUCCUGCGGGCGGCCUGCCAGGUGAUGGCAGUUCUGCUUGAAGAGGACCGGGCGGCUGCAGAGCCGGGCCGGGCGGCCCAGGCGCAGGGCUGCACCCUGCCUUUCAGCGAGAGCUGUGCACGGCUGCGCACCAGCCUGCCCUUCCUGCAGGACCGGAGAGUGUCCUGCCUGCACGCGUGUCAGGCUCAGAGGCGCACUGUGGUAUCCGUGCAUGGGCUGCCGGGGAAGGCCUCGGUGCCCCUGCUGGACCACAGACACGUGCUCUGUGUGUGGGAUGUCCGGCAGCCCUCGGGGCCCCAGAAGGUCCUGGUGUGUGAGUCGAAGGUCACGUGCUGCUGCUUCAGCCCUGUGAAAGCCUGCCUGCUGUUUGCGGGGACCGUGCAUGGCUCGGUGGUCGUGUGGGACCUGAGAGAGGACCCCAGGAUCCAUCUCCGUGUGACGCUGAGCGGGUGCUCCUGGACGUUCAGGACCCCCACCUUCUCCACCGACGGCGUCCUGACGCCCGUGAACCACUGCAGCCCCCUCCGGGCGGUGGAGCCCGUCACAGCGUCUGUCUGCAGGAGGCAGAACUGCGUGCUUUCACCCUUUUCUACUCAAGAAGAGACGGCAGGCCUGUCCUUCCACAUCGCUUCCUUGGACGAAAGCGGGCUUCUCAAUGUGUGGGUGGUGGUUGAAUUACAGAAGGCGGAUGUUGCAGGUUCAAUAAGUGAUUUAGGUUUAAUUCCUGGAGGACGGAUAAAACUGGUACACAGCGCUGCGAUCCAGCUGAGUGACAGGUGGGUCUGUACCCACAAAGCCCUGUUUCCCACAGGAGGAAACAGCCUUAGCCUUUCUCAUAAAGGUUAUGAACCCUGGGGGUCCGUGCAGACACUGAGCGUUAAAUUUCUGCCUUCAGACCCUGAUCGCUUUGUUGUCGGCACAGACGUGGGCCUCGUCAGCCAUGGCAGCAGACGGGAUGUCAGAGUGUCUCCCAGGCUGUUCCGGCCCCAGCAGCAGGGCCCGAGGCCUGUGAAAGUGACCGUGAUUGACUUCUCACCAUUUGAGGAGCCUGUAUUCCUGGCCGGCUGUUCUGACGGCAGCAUCAGGCUGCAUCAGCUGACGGCAGCGGGCCCGCUCCUGCAGUGGGACCGCAGCACCUGCGGCCGCGCCGUCACUGGCCUGCAGUGGUCCCUGACGAGGCCGGCCGUGUUUCUGGUGCAGGAUGAUACAUCCUGCGUGUACGUGUGGGACCUCCUGGAGAGCGAUCUGGGGCCUGUGGCCAGGCAGCCCAUCUGUCCAGACAGGUUGGUGGCCAUGACCAUUGUGGGGGAAGCAGAGAAAACCCGUGGCGGCUUCCUGGCUCUGGUGCUGGCCAGAGCCUCUGGCAGCAUAGACAUCCAGUACCUGCGGCGGGAGUGGGCAACCCCGGCCAGUGACGAGCUGCAGAGGCUGCGGCUGCUGCUGCGGGAAGCCCUGUAGGUGGCGAGACCACGAGAUGAAGUGCGGUGGCUCCAAGCUUACAUCAGAUGCAUGUACAUUUGUAUAGAUAGAAAGCGUGUGUCUGUACAGAAUUCAUUUUUCAAAAUUAUUGCUUCAAUACACCAUAAAUAAAUCACUAUUUUUGAAUGGAAA
Bubalus bubalis (water buffalo) is the source of this 2388-nucleotide messenger RNA. It is a transcript of the gene DYNC2I1, whose product is annotated as dynein 2 intermediate chain 1. The record is from RefSeq and is a predicted model, not a curated record. Lineage: Eukaryota; Metazoa; Chordata; Mammalia; Artiodactyla; Bovidae. Gene Ontology annotation, molecular function: dynein light chain binding; dynein heavy chain binding. Gene Ontology annotation, cellular component: cytoplasmic dynein complex. Gene Ontology annotation, biological process: intraciliary transport.